GACAUUGUCUCUCCUUUACCGCUACUCUCACAUCCUUCUGCUCCUGAUCCUCCUUGAUCCACCGGGACCUUCUUCAACCUGAAACACCGCCUUGCCUGGACUGGACCGGACUACAUUCCUCACGCCCCACGUCUAAACCCCGCCUUAUCUCUCUCUCCGACCGGACUUGGGACUUCGAACGCCUUCUUGGUCUCCAACUAAAACGUAUAUAUACAACUUGGCAACUAACAACCAAUUACCACGAAACCCCCAACGCCAACGAUCAAUAGACAACCUCUUUGUCAAUACACAUUCACACUCUCUCAGAGUCUCUCUUCGUCUCAAUAAAUUCAACGAGAAACUUUAUCCAAAUCAAGAUGGGCGUUCCUACCAAGCGUGUCGAUUUGUGGCAACCGUACAUGAACCUGCCCCAGGGUGGCAAGGUCAUGGCCGAGUACAUCUGGAUUGAUGGUACCGGUGGAAUGCGAUGCAAGACCAUGACCCUCCCCGGCAAGGUCUCGGAUGUCAAGGAAUUGAAGGAGUGGAACUUCGAUGGAUCUUCCACCAAGCAGGCUCCCGGUCACGAUUCCGAUGUCUUUUUGAGGCCCUGUGCCAUCUUCCCGGAUCCUUUCCGUGGAGGAGACAACAUCUUGGUCCUCUGUGCCUGUUACUUCCCCGACGGUACCCCCGCCACCAACAACCACAGGCACUUGUGUGAGAAGAACAUGAACUUGGCCAAGCAGCACGAGCCCUGGUUCGGUCUCGAGCAAGAAUACACCUUGUUCGACUCUGACGGUCAACCGUACGGUUGGCCCAAGGGUGGGUUCCCCGCCCCCCAGGGUCCUUACUACUGCGGAGUCGGAACCGGCAAGGUCUUUGCCCGUGAUUUCAUCGAGGCUCACUACCGCGCUUGUCUCUACGCUGGGAUCAAGAUUUCGGGUAUCAAUGCCGAGGUCAUGCCCGCUCAGUGGGAGUUCCAGGUCGGACCCUGCGAGGGUAUCGAGAUGGGUGACCACCUCUGGAUGGCUAGGUUCCUCUUGUUGAGGAUCGGUGAGGAGUGGGGUAUCACCCCCUCGUUCCACCCCAAGCCCUUGACCGAGGGAGAGUGGAACGGUGCCGGUUGCCACACCAACUACUCUACCAACGAGACCAGGGCCGAGGGCGGUAUCAAGGCCAUCCACGAGUACAUCGAGAAGCUCUCCAAGAGGCACUUGCAGCACAUCGAGGUGUAUGGCGAGGACAACGAGAAGCGUCUUACCGGAAAGCACGAGACCGCCAGCGCUACGACAUUUACCGCCGGUGUUUCGGAUCGUGGCGCUUCGAUCCGAAUUCCUCGAUCGGUUGAUAUCGAGGGCAAGGGAUACCUCGAAGAUCGUCGUCCCGCUUCCAACAUCGACCCUUACAGGGUCUGCUCGGUCAUGGUCGAGACUACCCUUAUUCUUUAAGCGGUGGACUCCCUCUCUUGGGUCACCUGACUGGUUCGAACUGGCGGUCGCUCGCAUUUGAGUCGAUCCGUUCGAUCACGGUCUCUUGACCCUUCCGACCUCGAUGCAUCAUCGUCUUUCCUUUCAUUUCUCUCUCUCUACAUCCUUGUGAAUCUAUCCAACCUCUUGUUUCAUUAGUAUCCAUAUAUCACACAAACAAAUCGAUCGAAUGACAUGCCUUGAACGUCGUC
Messenger RNA from Filobasidium floriforme, 1654 nucleotides. RefSeq lists its product as uncharacterized. The record is from RefSeq and is a predicted model, not a curated record. The transcript is spliced from 8 exons. The coding region runs from base 357 to 1424 and encodes 355 amino acids. Gene Ontology annotation, cellular component: cytoplasm. NCBI's taxonomy places the organism in Eukaryota, Fungi, Basidiomycota, Tremellomycetes, Filobasidiales, Filobasidiaceae. Gene Ontology annotation, molecular function: glutamine synthetase activity.